This is a messenger RNA of Olea europaea var. sylvestris, 1832 nucleotides long. Its product is annotated as zinc finger CCCH domain-containing protein 49-like. Gene Ontology annotation, molecular function: U6 snRNA binding; pre-mRNA binding; metal ion binding. The coding region runs from base 209 to 1642 and encodes 477 amino acids. NCBI's taxonomy places the organism in Eukaryota, Viridiplantae, Streptophyta, Magnoliopsida, Lamiales, Oleaceae. The transcript has 5 exons. Gene Ontology annotation, cellular component: U2-type catalytic step 2 spliceosome; U2-type catalytic step 1 spliceosome; Prp19 complex. The record is from RefSeq and is a predicted model, not a curated record.
AUUCAUUUUUGAAUUUGGUGUAAACUUGAAAUGUUCUUUAUAAUCGAGGAAAGGGGACAAGCAGCUUGGGUUUUCUUCCACGGUAUUACGCUAAGAUUUGGGGGAGAGGCACCCCAUUGGCUCCAAUUUAUCUUGUGUUGCAGUGAUUUCUGCUUAACUUCUCCAUCAACAAAAUUGGAAGGUUUUACGGAGUGAAUAAUAAGGAGAAAUGGCACAUAGGUUGUUGAGAGAUGCGGAAGCUGAUGGAUGGGAGCGUUCCGAUUUCCCAAUCAUAUGCGAGUCUUGCCUUGGCGAUAAUCCUUAUGUUCGGAUGACAAAAGCUGAUUAUGACAAGGAGUGCAAGAUAUGCACACGACCAUUCACUGUUUUCAGAUGGAGGCCAGGACGCGAUGCAAGAUAUAAGAAGACAGAAAUUUGCCAAACUUGCAGUAAAUUGAAAAAUGUUUGUCAAGUUUGCCUUCUGGAUCUUGAAUACGGUUUGCCAGUUCAGGUCCGUGACACUGGUCUCAGUAUCAAUUCCAAUGAUGCCAUUCCUAAGAGCGAUGUAAACAGGGAAUACUUCGCAGAGGAGCAUGAUCGCAAGGCUAGAGCUGGGAUUGAUUAUGAAUCUUCCUAUGGGAAGGCACGCCCUAAUGACACUAUUUUGAAACUUCAAAGAACAACUCCAUAUUAUAAGCGAAACAGAGCACAUGUAUGCAGCUUCUACAUUCGCGGUCAAUGUACAAGAGGUCCUGAAUGCCCUUACCGGCAUGAGAUGCCUGUUACGGGAGAGUUAUCACAACAAAAUAUUAAAGAUCGUUACUACGGAGUUAAUGAUCCUGUGGCAUUGAAGUUGCUCAAUAAGGCAGGAGAGAUGCUUUCACUGGAGCCCCCUGACGAUGAGAGCAUUAGAACCCUCUAUGUUGGUGGGCUUGAUGCAAGAAUUUCUGAACAGGAUCUAAGGGAUCACUUCUAUGCACAUGGAGAAAUUGAGUCCAUUAAGAUGGUGCUCCAACGUGCAUGUGCUUUUGUGUCUUACACAACACGAGAAGGGGCGGAGAGAGCAGCCGAAGAACUUUCAAAUAAGCUAGUCAUCAAAGGUCUUAGAUUGAAGCUGCUCUGGGGUAGACCACAAGCACCAAAACCAGAAUCUGAACCCUCGGAUGAAGCAAGGCAGCAGUCUGCCGUGGCUCAUAGUGGAUUGUUGCCAAGGGCAGUUAUAUCACAGCAGCAGAACCAGCCUCUUCAACCACCUAGCACCCAGGACCAACCACCGCCGAUGCCUUACUUCAACAUUCCUCCGUUGCCCCAGCAGGAUAGAGCAUAUUAUCCCUCGAUGGAUCCCCAAAGAAUGGGUGCCCUUAAUUCAUCACAAGAGGGACCUUCUAAUGGACCCUCAGGGUCUGGUGAAAAUAGAAUUAGCUCAGGGCAGCAGCAGCACCAAGGACAGCAUUAUGCUUAUCCAGCUAUGCCACCACCACCUCCAGGUCAGUUCUACCCGCCAUAUUAUCCACCAUACAGUCAUAUGCCGCCCCCACCUGCACCUCAUCAGCAAUACCGUCCCCCUUACCAGUCUACAAUGCCCUGGCCCCCACCACCUCCUGCUGGCGACCAGGCAUCAUAUCAACAGAAAGCACCGGAAGGAACAUCCCAGCAAUCGUAGAAUUUGCAAUGUGCCUAUGUUUAUUCAAGAAGAUUUUUUGUUAACCUGUGGUUAUGAGCCUACUCUAUGACAUCAUACUCAUGUACUGUGCCAUUUGGAGUAUGCAGUUUUAUUGUGCUUGCUUUGGGAUAAUCUUUCUAGGAUAUUCCAGUCUGCAUUUUUCCCUUUGCUAACAGGAACUUCUUAAUAA